UUGUGUUUUCAAGUGCAAAAUUAAUUCAACAACAAAUAUCAACAGAGAAUAUGCAAAUAUUCCACAGCUUCCCCAAACCAUAUCCAACGAUAUCCAUAUAAUAUAUAUGCAUAUAUACGUGUGUGCAUCAUUUUAACAAACUUGGCGCCCAAAUACUGUAAGCAAAACAAAAUAAAACAACUGAAACCGAAGGAUUUUCAACGCAUACACUUUUUUGGACUUGCUUCUGCAAUUAAGAAUCAAACAUAUUGUCUCACAUCGUGAGCUGGACCAAUUUAUACAACAACGAGAACAAAAAAUACAUAAUAAAAAAACCGAACAAUCCAAAACUCUACUCACCGACUCGUAGUCUUCUUAUACACACUCGUACUUUACAACGUCAUAUUCUUUUGAAUACACACACACACACACACACAACACUCAUACAUAUCGCUUGAAGGACGACAAGGAGUAGACGACUCUGUUCGAUUGAGGAUUGGAGUAAUUUGAUUCAUUGCCCCCUCCCCAACUGGCCAGAAGAGAUUUCAUUCAAGACGGCGCCGCUAAAGCCAAAAGCCUACAAAUUUGGUCAGAUGUUAUGUUGUGGCUUCUGCUGUGGCAACAUGUCGAAACGGGACUACAAAGUGGCCACCACAGAUGGCAUCGAGCUGGAGCCGUUGGGCGGCGAAAAGAGCGAUAAGGAAAAAGACAAGGAAAAGCAAACGAAUGGCGUCACCUUUGGUGGCGAAUCGAGCGGUGGUCGCCAGACGCGAACAGGAGUCGCUGUCUGCUCGCAGAGACGCGCCCUCCUCGUUGCCGGCAUCGUCCUUGGCUCCCUGCUGCUGACGGCCAUUAUCAUUGCCUACGCUGGACCGCAAAAUGACUGUUCGUGUGCGUCAAAAACGUCGACUGACUAUGAAACGGAUGAAGAAAACAACACACAGCCCUUCAAUCCGAUUGCAACGAACGGGGAACCCUUUCCCUGGCUGGAGAAGACGCUACCGAGCAGUGCGAGACCCAUGCGCUACAUGGUGACAAUACACCCCAAUCUAACAACACUGGACGUAAAAGGUCAAGUAACCAUCGAUCUGUACAUCGAGAAGGAAACCAACUUUAUUGUGUUGCACAUUCAGGAUCUGAAUGUAACGGAAAAGGCGCUGGUUACGCCCGGUCCCAAGGGUUAUGCCUUGAAGAUAGUCAAGGUAUUGGAAUUUCCGCCACGCCAGCAAUUGUACAUUGAGGUUAAAGAGAAGCUGAAGAAGAAAUCCAAUUAUACGUUGAAUUUGCGCUGGUAUUCCAAAUUGAAUCCCGAACCAGAGGGUUUCUAUGUGGAUCAGUAUGAGAGCUUCAAUGGCCGGGAACGCCUGCUGGCCGCCACAGUCUUCAGGCCGAAUGGUGCUCGUCGUGCCUUUCCCUGUUUCGAUGAGCCACACAUUCGUGCCCCCUUUCGUGUCUCCGUGUUUCGUGAUCGCUUCCACAUAGGUCUUUCCAACUCCAUUGUGCAUACCACAGAGGAUGUGGGCUUUUAUAUGGGCACUGGACUGCUACGCGAUGACUUUAUUGAGACACCACCACUGCCCGCCGAUGCCGUUGCCUGGGUGGUUAGCGAUUUCCAGCGGGAAUCGCUGCAGCCCUCUGCUGCAUACAUACCAACAACAAUGGCGCCAGCCACCGCUGGCAGUGGCAAGAAGCCAUCCCAGCUAAGCAACUACAGCCAAAUGAAGAGCAAGAAUCCACCGGUGCGGAAUAUCACUGCCCUGACGCACUCGCUCAAUGUGAAUCUGACGCCCUUCCAGAAUGUCAGCACCACGACGACAACAGUACUGCCCCUAAUUAUCAAUGGCAAUGGGAAACCCUCCAAUCUCACCUCGUUAUCACAGUCGACCAGCUCCUCGAUAAAAAGAGCACCCUCGUACACCUUCUAUGCGCCCAGAGAUUUACUGCAACGCUCCUCGUUUAUACUGCACACGUCGCGGGAUGUUUUAGAAUAUCUGCAGAAUUGGCUGGACAUCAGUUAUCCGUUGACCAAGGUCGAUUUUGUGGCACUGCCUUCACUGGAUCGCAAUAUGAUAUCGUCAUUGGGUUUGGUCACACUGAAGACAUCUUUCCUUACCGAUCCCAAUUCGAUUACCUCGGAGCAGAAUCAGUACAGUGCUCUUCGCAUUGCCGAGGCAAUGGUGCGUCAGUUCUUUGGUGGCAUCACCUCGAGGAAGGUGCUCAAGGAUGUGUGGUUGUGGGAGGGUCUCAUUCAGUAUCUGGGCAUCCAUGCACUGGCUCCCCUUCAAAAUAGUUGGCCACUGCGUGAGAUGUAUCUGCUAAAGAUGGCCACGGCUGCCUUGGAUAUCGAUGCCAUUCAGGGCUGGGAUAGUAUAAUGAACGGCACCCGGCACGAUGGCAACAACGAGGAGUUCUUUGUGCAGAAAACGGCUGCCAUUUUCUCCAUGUUGCACACGGCUAUCGGGGAGGAUCGCUUUCGAGGCUGUUUGGGCACGUUCCUCAAGCUGAAUCGUUUUAGGACCGCCGAGCCAACGGAUCUGUGGACCAUAUGCACCAAGAAGGCGAAUGGCUCCAAGAAUAUCAAGGACAUGAUGACAUUGUGGACACAUCAGCCGGGCUUUCCACUGCUCACCGUUACCAAAUUGGGCAACAGCAUUUCCAUAUCGCAGCGACCCUUUAAGCCCGCUGAGUUUCUGGCCAUACACGAUGACUCCUACGAUGGCAACAACUACAACAAGACAACGGUGAAUGCCACCGAUAUGCCCAGCACUGUGGCACCCACACAGGCCAGCAAGCACAAGAACGUGCCACAUCUCAAGUGGAUCUUCCCCGUCACCUAUGUGACGGACAUCAAUAACGUCAGUGAAACCCUCUGGAUGCAGAAUGUCGAUGUAACCUUCAAUGUGCCGGAGAAUGUGAAGUGGAUCAAAGUGAAUGCCAUACAGAAUGGCUAUUAUCGCGUUGUCUACAACGAUGACAACUGGGCUGGUCUCAUCGAGGAGCUGUCCAUUAAUCCCAGACGUUUCAGCAGCGAGGAUCGUCUUGGCUUGCUAUCGGAUGCAUUUACCCUGUGCCACGCCAAUCUGUUGCCCUGUGAGAUCACAAUGAACAUGAUUCAAUAUUUGCCAAGUGAGACGCAUUAUGGUCCCAUGGCAUUGGCUGUACGGCAUUUGGAGAAGUGGCGUCGCAUCCUCAAGUAUUCCGAGUGUUUCCUCAUGCUCAGCGAGUUUAUCAAAAUGAAAAUAUCCACGGUUAUGGAAAAGGUUGGCUGGAUCGAUGAGGGCGAUGUGGCAACCAGACUCAUGCGACCUGAGGUGCUGCUGUCCUCGGUGCUGUGGGAGGAUAUUGACAGCAUCACCAAGGCGAAGAAUAUGUUGAAUCAAUAUUUGUAUUACAAUGGAUCCGGCAUAUCGCCCAAUUUGCGAGAGGUGGUCUACACGGGCUCCAUAUUAUCCGGUGAGUACAUCUAUUGGCAGCACUGCUGGGAACGCUUUGUGACGCUGCAGCGCACCUCGGAGACAUUUGUGGAGCGGAUGCAACUGUUGCGGGCAUUGGGACGGACCAAGGAUGCCUGGCUGCAGAAUCGCCUGCUCUCACAUGUCACAAUGCUGCCCACCGAGGAGGUGGUGCAGGUGCUCAAGGCCAUUGCGGGCACGCCCACCGGCGGGGCGAUGGCCUGCCGCUUUCUGCAGGCCAAAUGGUUUGAGCUGGAGAAGCGCCUGGGACCGGGCACCAUUAGCUUUGCCAAAGUGAUAUCGGCCAUAACACAAUAUGGCGCCACGAAAUUCGAUUACGAUGAGCUGAAAUCCUUGGUACACCGUUUCGGGCGUGGCCAGGGAAUGUCUGUGCUGAACAUGACGCUGAGCAGUGUUGCCUCGAAUGUGGAAUGGGUGGCAAGAUCACAGACAGCGCUGUACAAAUGGGUGGAAAGUAAUUUGCAUUCGCAUCGAUAGAGGAUUUCAUUUAGAAACAAACAAUUAAACGAACAAACAAAGAACAAAUAUAUCUAUUCGAUUUUAGUUAAUUAUGUUCUGUGGUCUUGGGAGUGCAUACAGCUCCCAACUCAUUUGUAAUUAUGUUCCUCGCAAACAAACACAAAAAAGAAGAAAAAUGCAUACAAAAUAAUCAUAACGCGUAUUUCUAGUUUCUGGAGUUAUAAGCAUAAACGAGUAAUUACUAUAAUGAAAUAAUAAUAACCAUAUCAUUGCCAUACCAUACCGUAAACUUGCCAUUUUGCGAUUACCCAUUCAAAUGGGUCUUGAGAUCUCCAUUAAAGUAUGUUGUAUGUUGUGUUUUUGGUUGAUUCUUCCUACUUGAGAUUUAGUUACACACACACACAUGAAAAUUCAACUGUAAAUUAAGAAAGAAAAACAA
This is a messenger RNA of Drosophila grimshawi, 4350 nucleotides long. RefSeq names its product endoplasmic reticulum aminopeptidase 2. The record is from RefSeq and is a predicted model, not a curated record. Gene Ontology annotation, molecular function: metalloaminopeptidase activity; zinc ion binding; peptide binding. Gene Ontology annotation, biological process: proteolysis; peptide catabolic process. Gene Ontology annotation, cellular component: cytoplasm. NCBI's taxonomy places the organism in Eukaryota, Metazoa, Arthropoda, Insecta, Diptera, Drosophilidae. The transcript has 13 exons. The coding region runs from base 573 to 3929 and encodes 1118 amino acids.